Messenger RNA from Neltuma alba, 3815 nucleotides. RefSeq names its product auxin response factor 2. The transcript has 15 exons. Gene Ontology annotation, biological process: response to hormone; regulation of DNA-templated transcription. The record is from RefSeq and is a predicted model, not a curated record. Gene Ontology annotation, molecular function: DNA binding. Gene Ontology annotation, cellular component: nucleus. The coding region runs from base 465 to 2987 and encodes 840 amino acids. Lineage: Eukaryota; Viridiplantae; Streptophyta; Magnoliopsida; Fabales; Fabaceae.
UCUGGUGCAGAUAGCGUUUAUCUUCUGAGAGAGGAAGAGCGACAGAGUCCGUAAAAUAUUGUGUUCCUGUAAUCGCGUGGGUCAAUUUAGUGGUCGAUUGGAGCAAUAGGUUGAGAAUUGUGAAGCGGCGUUCGGAAUUGUGUGGUGUUUCUGCUGAAGAAGCCCUCUUCUGAGCGUCGAGGCUCGGUUUUUGAUUGAAGGUGGUGUAUCUGCGUGUAGCUUGCGGAGAAGGACGGGAGACGAGGAAGCAAGAAAACUAAGGCCUUGCCGAUUUUGAGAGUUUUGGUAUUUUGGUUUGGUCAUCUGGUCACUGGUCCCCGUAUUUCUUGCCGGCUUGUUUAGCUGUGGGUUUUGGACGGGGGGGAAUUCGUGAAGGUAUCGGUCUUGGUCUUGGGAUGUGAUAUCACCUCGGAAUUGUCUAGAAAGUGUCUCAGAUGACAGAUCUGUGCUGAGAUAUCAGAAAAAUGGCAUCACCAGAGGUAUCGAUAAAGGGAAAUGGCGUGAACGGGAUGGGGGAAGGCUUUUCUUCUGGUUAUAGCAACCAUGACGAUGCUAGGAACGGUACAGAGGGUCAAAAUGCUCAUUCAUUAACCGGGAAAGAAGCAGAAGCUGCACUUUACAGAGAGCUGUGGCAUGCAUGUGCUGGUCCUCUUGUUACAGUCCCCCGGGAAGGAGAGAGAGUCUUUUACUUUCCCCAAGGACAUAUCGAGCAGGUUGAGGCGUCCACUAAUCAGGUGGCGGACCAGCAUAUGCCCUUGUACGAUCUCCCUUCCCAAAUCCCGUGUCGGGUGAUCAACGUGCUGCUGAAGGCCGAGCCAGACACUGACGAGGUGUUCGCCCAGAUCACCUUGGUUCCUGAGAACAGUGAAGGUGAAAAGACCGUGCAGGAGGAACUUUCACCGCCGCGAUUUCACGUGCAUUCUUUCUGUAAAACCCUGACUGCCUCUGAUACCAGUACUCAUGGCGGCUUUUCGGUACUGAGACGACAUGCUGACGAAUGCCUACCUCCUUUGGAUAUGUCUAAGCAGCCACCUACCCAGGAGUUAGUGGCAAAGGAUCUGCAUGGCAAUGAGUGGCGAUUCAGACAUAUCUUUCGUGGUCAACCACGUAGGCACUUACUGCAGAGUGGUUGGAGUGUUUUUGUCAGCUCCAAGAGGCUCGUUGCAGGGGACGCCUUCAUAUUCCUUAGGGGCGAGAAUGGGGAGCUUCGUGUUGGUGUCAGGCGGGCAAUGAGGCAGCAGGGUAAUGUUCCAUCCUCAGUGAUCUCCUGUCAUAGCAUGCAUCUCGGUGUCCUUGCGACUGCUUGGCAUGCUAUCUCAACUGGCACCAUGUUCACUGUUUAUUACAAGCCUAGGACAAGUCCAGCUGAGUUUAUUGUUCCAUACGAUCAAUAUAUGGAGUCUCUAAAAAAUAACUACACAAUAGGGAUGCGAUUCAAAAUGAGGUUUGAAGGUGAGGAGGCUCCAGAGCAAAGGUUUACUGGUACCAUUGUUGGAAUUGAAGAUGCUGAUCCCAACAGGUGGCCGAAUUCCAAAUGGAGAUGCCUCAAGGUGAGAUGGGAUGAAACAUCUAAUAUACCUCGCCCUGAGAGAGUUUCCCCUUGGAAAAUAGAGCCUGCUGUUGCUCCUCCAGCUUUGAAUCCUCUUCCAAUGCCCAGGCCUAAGAGGCCUCGUACUAAUGUGGUUCCACUAUCCCCCGACUCCUCUGUUCUUACUCGAGAAGCCUCAUCUAAAGUAAGUAAAGACCCUUCACUGGCAAGUGGGUUUCCAAGGGUCUUGCAAGGUCAAGAAUACCCGACCUUGGGAGGCAGUUUUGCAGAAAGCAACGAGUCUGUUACUGCAGAUGAUGAAAAGAUUGAUAUGGUUUCCACCUCAAGAAGAUACGAGUCAGAGAGCUGGAUGUCAAUGGGGAGGCAUGAGCCAACGUACUCAGAUCUAUUGUCACAAUUUGGAGCCAGUGGAGAUUCUUUUCGACCACCCGUGGCUGGUCAGACUGGGCCUCUGGCUAGUCCUGCUAAAAAGCAUUUGAGGGAACAGGAUGGGAGGUUUAAGGCAAUGACCAAUCCAUGGCCUCUAGGGCCCUCUGGUCUAUCACUAAACCUCCUUGACUCAAAUAUCAAGGGUUCUGUGAAUGGUGGUGAUGUAACAUAUCAUACCCCAGGGAAUGUGAGGUAUGGUGCGUUUAGUGACUACCCUGUUCUCCAUAGUCAUAAAAUCCAGCAGUUACAUGGGAAUUCGUUGAUGCCGCCACCAACUUCAACACCAUAUGAGAGUUCUCGUCCAAGAGAGUUGAUGUCAAAACCAGUCUCAACACGUACAAGUGAGUCUGUCAAGCCAAAAGAUGGGGAUUAUAAGCUCUUUGGCUUCUCACUUAUCAGUGGCCCUGUUACACAAGAGCCAUCUGUAUCCCAAAGAAAUGUGACUCGCGAGUCACCAGGUCACAUGCAUCCUGCAUCUUCCAAACUUCAUGAAAGUGAUGAUAAAUCAGAUCAAUCGAGGGGCUCAAAACCAGCUGAUGUGGCUGCUGACGAAGACCCAGAGAAGUCAUUGCAAGCUUCUCGUGCACAUCUGAAAGAAGUUCAAGCCAAACUGCCUAGUGGUUCUGCUAGGAGUUGCACUAAAGUACACAAGAAGGGAAUUGCACUUGGUAGGUCAGUGGACCUCACAAAGUUCAACAACUAUGAAGAAUUAGUUGUUGAGCUAGACCAGCUGUUUGAAUUUGCUGGUGAAUUGAUGUCUCCUAAAAAGGAUUGGCUUAUUGUCUAUACUGAUGAUGAGGAUGACAUGAUGCUUGUUGGGGAUGAUCCAUGGCAGGAAUUCUGUGCCAUGGUUCGCAAAAUUUAUAUCUAUCCCAAGGAGGAGAUUCAAAAAAUGAACCCAGGUACACUAAGUUUAAGGAAUGAAGAGAAUCAGUUGGCUAGCGAAGGUGCAGAGGCCAAAAUUGGAAGUCAGUUGCAUCAUUUAGCUUUGGUGCCUGAUAAUUCGUAGGUUUGUUUUCUGUAGUUUCCAGGGCUGGAAAAGUGGGAUCUACUGAAAAGCCAUCCAGUCGGAGAUAGGAUCUGAAGACGGAAGCCGUGCUGUGAACUGACGAGGGACUAGUUGAAUCAGAAUAUGGAUAGCAUGAAUUUAUAUAUCCAUCCGAUUUUUGGACCCAUCUUGGAAUUAGUUUAGUACAUCUUGUGCGUCGAGCGACGUGAAAUAUGGCCUUGAAUUUUUCAACCCCCCUGCCUUGUAAAUAGCUGUUCCGCUACCCCCUCCCCUCCCCGACCCCACCCCAGCCCGCCCCAUAUGUAAGUAAGUUCAUUUAUGUGGUAGGUGCCUCAUUGGUAACAUCCAGUUUAUCUGAUUUUGAUGUCUUUGAUUGAGGAUUGAGAUAGAGUAGUAGUAUUUAUGGAUUACCGUUUACAAGGUGUAUAUUUUUAUGCUGCCUAUACAAUUUUGAAAGGCUUAAUGACAUUUCUUGUUUUAUGACCUUGCUCUGUGGCGGAUGGAGGAUAUUGGACUAUUGUGUGGGGAAGGUGCAAUGAAGGAAAGACAUGUCCGUGCCAGAUGCGGAGAAUACUUGGCCAUUGCGUCUCUGCCUUCAUUUGCCAUGAUUUGGGUCUUCAACUUCACUGGCCCAAAUGAAACGUAUUUUCUUGACUAAAAACAAAGCUCCUUUAUUGAGAAAGAGAGGUUUCCGUUGAAUUUGACGGGGACAUUUGUGUUGAUGGUUAGUAGUUGAAGAUUCAUUGGUUUUUAACGCCUUUGACGAAGAAAAUGUAUUUUUUCAAGAACUUAAUUUAGUGGCAGCAACGAAACAGUUUGAAUACUUUA